Acanthaster planci (crown-of-thorns starfish) is the source of this 4479-nucleotide messenger RNA. Its product is annotated as monocarboxylate transporter 13-like. Gene Ontology annotation, molecular function: monocarboxylic acid transmembrane transporter activity. Lineage: Eukaryota; Metazoa; Echinodermata; Asteroidea; Valvatida; Acanthasteridae. Gene Ontology annotation, biological process: transmembrane transport. The record is from RefSeq and is a predicted model, not a curated record.
ACAGUGUGCGUGUACGUACGCGUGACUUUAGCUUUCACCUUUUGUGACAUUACAAAAGCGCAAGCGCAUUCAAAUAACGGGACAUAUUUAAUUUCUCUCGGAGUCGUCAGGGGAAAAUUAUCUGACGAAGAAGAUUUAAGCUCAGAGAAUGGAGAAAGAUUUCCUCACUUUUGAACUAAGAACAAAGAAUUUCAAGCCGCCCGGUAGAACUUUAAUGUACACUUUUCACUCAUAACCUUGAAGAAGACAGCAGGCCAGCGGACGAGCGGGGGAAAAAUGACGGAGAAAUUGUACACAAGAUUGGCGGUCGCCGAAGGAGCUAGCACGGCAGAUGGUGAGCAGACGAAGGCGACCGACGACCAAGCUGCAACCGAAAGUACAAAGGGCAGGCUCGGGAGAUGGCGGCUCGUCUUUGGCAAAAUCCGCCGGCCUAGCUGGAAAUGGGUGAUUCUUGUUGGUGCCUUUUUCCUCAGAGCAACCUUCAUCGGCAUCCUGGCUAACUACACCACCCUUUCUGUGAAACUGCGUGAUUUUUACGGAACGAAUGAAGAAAUCAUAGGUUGGGUGGGGUCUUUGACUUUAAGCGUGAGAAGUCUGUCCUCCCUGCUGACUGCUGCCAUCGCCGUGAAGAUUGGCUACCGCAGCACCGUUUUCCUCGGGGUGCUGUUGGGGGCCAUCUCCCUGAUGUUGUCGUCGUUUGUCCCAGGGGUCCGCUGGUACUUCCUGACAUUCAGCGUGCUGCUGGGCGUGGCUACGUCACUGACGACAUUCACAGCCUAUGACUACGUGAUGAGCUACUUCCACAAGAGAAGCGUGCAGGCCUCAGGCUUACUGGCCAUUGCAUCCAGUGCAGGCCUGAUGAUAAUUGCCCCAUUGAUGGAGUCGCUCCUGGAGUCCAUUGGCCUCCACAAUACCCUGCGUGCCUUUGCCGGGGUCGUUCUCCUCAGCGCCCUCUCGACAUUUACCUUCCGCCCGUCCCCGGCUGAGAAACGCCGCAUGUCUGUCAUCCAAGUCCCACCAACUGCCCUUGACCAGGAUACAUGUAAUUGGGCCCCCGCUGAGCCAGCUGCCCCGUGGAAGCCCCCGGUCCACGCCAAGAAAACAUUCAGGGAGAGCAUGGCAGUGUUCUCCAGGAUCCUGCGCUCACCAGAUAUGUGGAUCUUGGGCGUUGUUGGCCUUACGCUCUGCCUUGCCUCGACGUUCACCUAUCUCAAUAUGGUUAGCUUUCUGAAUACCCUGGGUUUAAGCGUGAAGACCAGUGCCUUCACGCUGAGCAUGAUGGGCGUAGGAGAGUUUGUGGGCACAGCUCUGUCCACACUCCUCGGCGACCGCGUUCCCCUCUUAAAGAUGGAGGUGCUUGCGAUCGUUUCUCUUGUGGCUGCCAUGGUGACGGCUGCCCUGACUGUGGUAACCGUCUAUCCUGGAGUGCUUACUCUUGUAAUAGUGAUGGGAAUGUGCCGUGCUGUCUACAACUUGAUGGUGUUCCCCUCAGUUAUCGAGUGCAUGGGCAGACACUGGAAGCUGGAAAGCUGUGCUUUCUGCUCCAUGAUGUGUGGAAUUGGUUACUUGCCAGGUGGAGUCCUCGGGGGUGCCUUGUUUGAUGCCACCGGCUCCUAUCUGUACUCGCUGCUGGUGUGCAUCGCCCUCUACCUAAUCACGUGCCUUUUGCUGGUCUGGGGUGCGUACCGCUUCCGUCGUUCCCAGCGUGCCCUGGGCCAGACAGUUGGCCCAUCGGCAGCCAUUGAGGAAAGCAAAGCAGAGGAAGAGCAGAUUAAGGACGUGUAUGUGGUGGAUGAGAUCAUGACCACAGUGUAAAGAUCCAAACCAGAUGCCAUAUGCUGAGUUUGUAAGUUGGGUGUGUGGGGGGGGGAGUAGAUAGUACACUGAAAAAUUAUCCUCUCAAAACAUGUUGGACUGCAUGAGUACAGUUUGGCACACUAAGCAUGUCACAGUGUACUUGCUUUUCGUAUAUAGGGUCCAAAGAGUAAAAACUGCGUGCGUGAUGCACAUUUAGCUUUCUUAUUUUCAUAUUCAGAAUUUGGGUAAUCGGGUAUGCGUAACUUGUUCCUAUAGCCAGUAGCAAACUUGUUCGGCAGAAAUCAGCCAAGUUGGCAACAGAGAGCCACCGACGUGCAGUGUAAAUCAUUGGGUAUUACCAGCCAGUGGCUCUGCAGAGCCUUGUGGAUAUAUUGCAGUAAUUGACAAGCCUUAAGUGGGCCAGCGACUUACAGUCUCCUCCCUCGCAUGUGACCAAAGUCUCUCUGACGGUGACAAACUAAAGCUCGGUCCUCAGAUCCAGUUGAGGAAGCCAGCAGUUUCCAAAGAUGCUUUUGUAGUUCAGAUGAUUCAUUUGUAAACUUAGCGCAAUAUUAAAAUACAUGUGUGUGCACGCGAAGUACAAAUGAAUAAGCCUAUUGAUUUAUAGAUGAUGACCAAAGCAAUUGUAUAAAGCAUCUCUUUGCAUGAAAUCUCAAAUGGCAAUUCCUAUUCAAAGCUCGAGUAGAGUAGUUUUGAAGUGUGGUAACUAGUAGAAUACAUUACCGCCUACAUGUACUGAGUAAGUGGUCGACUUAGUGAUAUUUUCAGUAUUUUUUUACAUUUUAAUACAUGCACGCAUGCAAGUAGCACCCUAUGGCACUUGAGACUUGACCGUUUAUGGAUAGUAUAUAAUAAUAAAUUAUGAAAGAGAACAAUAAAUUAAAUGGAGCUUGAUUUUAACCUGUGACCUUUUGAACAAUGUAGUGGCACUUAACCAACUGAGCUACCCGACCCUAUUUUGGUGGUUCUCCCCAGUAUCUUAGUUCGUUUAUAUAAUAUGUAAAUAUUGGUGUUGGCAUGUUUGGAUAUGGAUUAGGCAAUACUGUGUUGAGUGAAAGAUGGUACUACAUUUAGAUGUAUCUACUUGAGAAUCCAACUUGUCGCCAUUUCCUUAUUUUUUCCCUCUCAACAUGCACAUUUGGUAUGUUGAACAGUCAGAAUAGUGCAUUCGUCUGGAGAUUAACCCUAACCCUCCUCAAUCCUUCACCUGUUGGAGGACUGAGGAGUGUUAGGGUUAAGGAUUGUCAGGGUGAAGUCGCUAGCAAGCAUCUUUCAGCUUUUCUCUUGCCCACUGGAUACACGUACAUCUACACGUAUAUGUACAUGUACACACCCAAAUGAAAUCUGUAUCUCGUGUGUAUUUCAUUUAAUAAGAAAAGAUUGGUUAGUUAAGUCAGAGUUAUCUAUUUUUGGUUUCUGGUUAUGAUGUGGUAACUUCUAGCGUAAAUAAAUCUUGCCCUUCUAUAUUUUUUUUAGAGUUUCUAUUGAGUUCUUCAUGUUGAAAUGUGACAUGUUAUUCUGAACAAGAGUAAGUUGUAAGAAUUUGUACAACUCGCACAGUUCGUGUAUUUGCCCUUUUUCUUCAUCGUUGUAGGUGUGGACCCCACAUUUCCUGGGUAAUUGCACCAGACUAGUGGUGAGCGCACUGAUGUUCACAGCCAUUCUCCAAAAAAUAUUGCAAAGACUAGCUGAAAUUUACAUAGUUUAUGGCUGAGAAUGGGAAAUGUGAAAUGAUCAGCGGUGAAGGAAUGGGUCAGAGAGUGAAUGUAAAGCCCCAUCCCCAAGUUGUUUUUUCCUACCCCGGCCUUGUAGCCCUUUUCUCCCAAAUCCCCAGUGGUGGUUCCAGAAUACUUGCUUGGGUACUGUACAGUGUAGGUGAUGGAAAUUUGCACCUUUCAUAUGAAUGUCUUGACAUGGCAGCAGUGCGCCAUGUGGAUUUUAUCUUUGAUGGAGAGUAGUUAUGUGUUGGGCAGUUUACUGUUCACCGCACGACAUGUAUCUGAAAUUUUUGACCAACUUGCGUGUACCGGUACUCAAGUUAUGCUGUAGUUGAACAAAACCUUAGUACAAGAUAAUUGCAAUGAAAUUGUGACAAAAAUUAUAAAUGUCUUAUAAAGAAUUUUUAAGAUAUGAAAUUUUUUUAUCAAAUCGAAGAAAUGUUUAUAAGAAAAAAGUCCAAACUCAGAUUGUUAACCUGUAGCUUUAAAUAAAGAAAUAAAGCAAACUCGUGUUUGGCUGUACCAGAUUUGUAUUUUCUACAAAGAAAAAUUUAAAAGAAGAGGUGAUAACAACAAAGAUAAUUUAUGUUUUGAUGAGGGGGCUGAAAUGAAUGUUUUUUAUUUCAAAAAGAUAAUCAUCAGAAGUGAGUCUGACAGCAGGUGACAAAUCGCCUCGAUCCUGUAAAUUCAUUUUUAUCAGUAGAAAUGUACGUAUAAUUUCAUUUAGGUAUCACUUGAAAGCACAGAAAAGGUCAUUGCAUUUUACAGUAUUGCUAUUGCAUUUUACCAUAGACUAAGCAGUAUGUUAAUCGUUAAAUGCCUUCAAUUUUGAGUUGGGCUUUUAGAUGUGGAGAUGAUUUGAUGGUAGUUAUAUUAUUUGGCAUAAACGUGCAUAACGCGAUAGAGUUUUGUCUUUGAAAAUAAAGGACCAGCCGUAGAAACA